AUGGAUCCACCGCAGCAUCGAGACGCAUUGCCAGAUCUAGACAAUGCUCGUGAUGGAUUUGGUGAUGACGAGAUUGAGCACGAGAUGAUGUCUGGAUCUUCUCAGUCAGAGAGAGCAUGUCUCCGCCCUUGGACUCCAUCAGUAUAUCACAUCCCUCUACCUGAAAAAGCUAUUGCAUUACAAAAAAAAUGCGAUAGGAACUUCAAAAUUAGGAGAGAUUAUAUUAAAAGAAAGGAGCGUGCCAUAAAACAAAGACUAGAUAAAGCUAUGGCUGAUCUAAUGAGGGAAAGGGAGAAACCCGGUAGACAUGGGAGUGAGGAAAAGACGAAAGUACCUCCGAAAGGGUACCGGGCCAUUUUGGAGUGGAAGGGCAACAUUCCUGUUGGGGAUUGGGCCGUCAGAUUUAAUAACCUGAUAGGUUGUUUAAUAAGAGAUCCAUGCUCAAUUAACAUUGCUCAUAACUUUGAGGAGCAAGAAUUUAAAGGCAUAAAGGAGAUUUGGGUGAAGCUCAUGGAUCAUUAUUGUCUUGAGGACAACCCAGAGUCUUGGGAUUAUGUUAUCCCUAAAAUGGCCAAGCUUAUUCGGGGUUGGAAGAGUGCUCUAAAAAAUAGAUAUUUUACAAAAAUAUCUACUGAUUGGAAGAGGAUCUAUGAGCUUGAUAAGAGAGUUUAUCCAUUUAAUUGGAUGACUCUCAUUAUCGAGUGGGAGGGUGAGAAGAAGAAAAUAUGUGAGACAGCAUCGGUGAAUCGCAAAAUGAAGAUAUACGAUCACUUCUUAGGAUCUACUCCUUAUGCUCGGAUCGAGCAUAAGUAUUUGAGUGAAAACCCGGUAUGA
Messenger RNA from Asparagus officinalis (garden asparagus), 834 nucleotides. RefSeq lists its product as uncharacterized. The coding region runs from base 1 to 834 and encodes 277 amino acids. Lineage: Eukaryota; Viridiplantae; Streptophyta; Magnoliopsida; Asparagales; Asparagaceae. The transcript has 5 exons. The record is from RefSeq and is a predicted model, not a curated record.